AUGCCUCCCCCGACCCCAACAAACCACGAUUUCCUCGACCCGUGGAACUCCUCCGCAACAGGCCACCAGCGUGCCGAGAACCCCUACUCCAACACCACCAGCUGGCGCGAGACUCGGCGCGCAAAGCUUGCCAUCCAGUUCGCAGACAACCCUACCAAGACCGACAGCGGAAGCCGAAAUGGAGGUGAAGGGAGAGGGGAGUGGAGAUGGCUCUCCGCCGCGGAGGCGCACCGCAACCAGCUCGGAAGCAGGGAUAUCCGGACGAUGAUGGGGACGACUAAGAAGCGUGCUUCUGCUUCUGCUUCGACUAUCGAUGAAGGUCAGAACGGAGGUAAAUGCAAAAAGGCGAAGACGGAGAGGGAGAGCGAGAUACUCUGUCAGAUACCGCCCGAACCCGCAACCAAACCCGAAUCCAAACCACAGGAUGAAGACGAAAGUGGGGAGAAGAGGAAGAUCCUCACCGGAACAACCAUCUACAUCAACGGCUCGACAAUGCCUCAUAUCUCAGACCAUAGACUCAAGUCGCUUCUUGUCUCGCACGGUGCGCAGGUCGCCAUCUCCCUGGCGAGGAGGAGCGUCACGCAUGUUAUCAUUGGGAAGCCGAAUGCGGGGCCUGGUGGGCGGGCUGGUGCGGGGGGAGGGCUUGCGGCGGGGAAGCUGCAGAAGGAGAUUGCCAGGGGCGGGUGGAGGGGUGUCAAGGUUGUUGGGGUUGAGUGGGCGUUGGAGAGUAUCAAGGCGGGGAAGAGGCUUUCGGAGGGGCGGUUUGCGAUGAGUUUGGCGCCUGCUGGGCAGAGGAGUGUUCUCGGGAUGUUUCAACGGGUGUGA
This is a messenger RNA of Aspergillus pseudoviridinutans, 825 nucleotides long. RefSeq lists its product as uncharacterized. Lineage: Eukaryota; Fungi; Ascomycota; Eurotiomycetes; Eurotiales; Aspergillaceae. The coding region runs from base 1 to 825 and encodes 274 amino acids. The transcript has 2 exons. The record is from RefSeq and is a predicted model, not a curated record.